Messenger RNA from Pyricularia pennisetigena, 1674 nucleotides. RefSeq lists its product as uncharacterized. Lineage: Eukaryota; Fungi; Ascomycota; Sordariomycetes; Magnaporthales; Pyriculariaceae. Bases 1 to 1674 code for a protein of 557 amino acids. The record is from RefSeq and is a predicted model, not a curated record. The transcript is spliced from 2 exons.
AUGGUCAAUCGGGCCAAGACGCCAAAGUGCGGUAGUCCUCAGGGGUCGGACACUCUGAUAUCCGACGCAAACAGCGACCACGGUUCGUGCUCUGGCUCAUUCUUCUCAGGAGCGUCGAACGUUGUAGCUCCCGGAAUUCCACCAGCAUCGAGACCGGCUGCCAAGGCCCGUCGGGUUGCAAAAAAGUCUCUGGGCACGCAAGAGGUUGUUUCCAAGAACGCUGAAGCCGAUGAGUAUGAAAUACCGGGAGCCUCACCACCCCCACGACCCAAAAGACCCUCGAAGCCGAUCCCAAAGCCUCCAACCAAUGCCAAAACACCGUCGCCUCCGGCAGGAUCAAAGAGAGUGGGCAAGGAAAAGCUUUUCAAGCGAGUAUACCCAAAGCAACCAGAGCCGCUCAGGCCUGAUGCUCCCGCCGCCACCCACAAAACCUCAGACAUGAAGAAUCCCGCCCAAGAUUCCGACUCGUCUCCAUGCGCCAUUAACGAGGGUGCGAAGGGCACACCAUCGUUAGUGUCUGCUGAGAGGGGUCUUGAAUCCGUACCGCAGCUGCUUCGAAGUUCACCGACCUCGCUACCAAAAUUUGACCAAUCAGAUAAGCCAUCAGGCAACUUGGUAGAAGAGGAGAAAAGCGAGGGCGCGGCUCUUGAUGGUCCUUCCCAGAUGGUGUUUCCGGAUAUCAGCUCACUCGAAAAUGUUGUCUCUAAGGGCACAUUGUCUCUGCUACCGGAGACAAAACACCGCCCGGCAAAUUACUUGACAUCCCAUGACACCGGCCAGCCCGACGUGGCUGCAAUCCCCGGCGAGUCACCCAACCUAGCCUUUGCCCCUGUUGAUAUCAAUAGAAACGCCAUUGUCAGAGAUACAUACGGAGCUGCCUCGUCGCCCGUCAAUCUCGGCACCACUUCCCUUAAAAGACCAGUAUCCCCUACUGGGCCUGAUUACCAGAAGCGAGCACGGAUUAGCCCCAAAGUUCAAUCACAACAAGUGGAAGAACCCAAGCAAAAAUUUGUCGUACCCAGGAAACCGAAUCACAGCUUGAUCGAUCUAAAUGCACGCUACGAACGCUUGCGUCAUCCCGAUGUUCCACUUGACGGUCAGACGACUCUCAUCCCCGGCACCCCAGGUCGAAAGCCUGGGAAAGCGCUGUUGCAGAGAUUUGCCGAAGAUGACCAGGAACCCACGGUACCAAUACUAGAGAAGGAUAACGUCGAUAGCAGCGAUCCCCCAUUCAAUAAUGUGAACUUUUUCCCGGCAAAGUGCAACAAUUUGGGCCGAGACAACGAUUGUCCAUCGAACAGAGGAAUAGCUGACAGUAACAAGCAACCCCACUUUGAGGGAGAAUGGUGGGAAACCAUCCGAGCCAUACUACAGAAUGCCUUGGACGAUAUGAAAUGCAGAGAAGGAUUGCUUGACAUGUUUGUCAGUGAUCUGAUGUCGCUCGAACGUCAGCUGUUGUCGGUGAUAGAAAUGCAUAGGGAAGACCAAGCAAGCAUACUCAGGAUCUGUCGUGAGAAGUCGCAAAAUAUCAUGCGACAAUGCGACAAGGGCCGUGAUUCCUUGCGCAGGAUUGCCGAAACAGCCAGAAUGACUGAUAUCAAAAGGAUUUUGAUUGAGUCACAGAGUCGAACAGAGCGGCUUGUUCAAGUCCUAGAGGAUUCGAGCCGGACCUGA